AUGUCGCGUGAAUAUUGUUGUUCGAUAGUCCAGAUUGGAGACCAUUCCUCGGCUUCGUUAUCUUCCUCUUUAUUCAAAUUCUCUGAUUUCACUCCCAAUUCUGUCUGUGAUUUAUGGAAUCCGGGUGUUUAUUCUAAUUUCGAUUUAACUCGACUUCCGCAGAAGCCCUUCCAAGUGAGCCAGAAGUCUUUGAACCGAAGACAUACUCUACAGUCGGAUUCUGGAAAUGAAUCCGUGGACACCAACUUCAGUGAAGACGAAUCUGUUGGUAAUGUCACGAAGAAAAUUGUAAAAGCAGUAACUAUCUAUGAUCUGAAGAAACAUGAGUUGAAGAACGAUAAGAAAAAGGACUUGAUUCUUAAUAUUUACGUCAAUCCGGUACGUCUUCAUUAUUUUGCUUAAAACUGAACAGAAUUAAUCCCACCGGCUGAUUACGCAACUCCUUUUUCUUUCAGGAUCUGAGUAGCGAAAGACGCAUCGAAGCUCGGAACCGUAAGUAAAGUGGCUUCAAAUUGUUGUGCAAAAGAUUGCCUAAGGCGUUGUGUUGUUUUUUGUGAUGAGUAAUCAAGAACGAAGCGUAUUUUUGUCAGAAACUAUGUUUUAGGGAGAGCUUCGGAGGAAAUGAACGAGGAUUAUAAAGUCGUUCCCUGGGGCUUGGAAUCGCGCCCAGUUGGUAAGAUCAGAAACAUCCACAAAUAUGACAAUUCAAGUGAGUCUUUUGAAGUCAAUCUCUUCUUGAAUAAAGGAGUGAAUGUAAUAUCAGCUCUUUUUUUAGCGUCCGUCAAAUCCAAAGAUGGCUCGGUAAGUGGGAAGGGAACCACCUUAUCCCCUAGUUAUUUGUUUACCCGGCUUUCAACCCAUGCUCGGGAUUCGAGAGAAGUGAUGUUCGGAAAGGGCUUUUUGAAGGGCUAUUCAGAAUUCCCUCGCCUCUGGCUGUUAUUUUUUGAUCGCUUUUUUACUCGAACUUUGAAUCGUGACUAUAUUCAGGUCAGUCUUCACACAAGUUCUGAUUCCCAGACCGAUCAUCAACUGGAGUCCGAUGAAUCUGGCUCUUAUGAGAAAGCCAAGCCUCUGAUUGUGGAUUCUGUGACUAUCCGGAAUCCACGGACCCCAAUUUGGAAAUCCAAAUUCCUAGAUAAUAAGGAGAAGAUUAGCGAGAAAAUGGACUCGGGAAUCUCGGCGGCGAGUUUCACUUUCUAUGAUCAAUAUGGGGUUCCUCAAGAGUCGCUGAGUCAACGUGUGAGCGCCCAUCUCUUGCGGAAAUCGGCGAUACGUUCCUCGAUUCCCCGAGGCAGAAGUCACACCGUUUUGGAUUGUAACAAUAAAUGUGAUGACAAGGUAAGUGGUCAUUGACCCGUGGCUAAUGCCGUGUUAAAAUGUAGUCAAAAUAGAUUUUUUAUUUUUCCGGAAAACUUUUUUGUCACGUGAAACACGUCACUUUCCGUGUCAUAAAAUGACGUUUUCAGCCCGCACUUUCGUUCCAACAUGACAAGAUUGCAGUGUAUCCACGACGACCACAGGUAAUUGCAGUUUCCGGUGUCUAAUUACACCUCCCAUCGUAUGUUUUAAAGAUAUUCCCGGAGCAAAAACGGCGUUCGUUGAGUGUGCACAGUCGUCCCCGAGAAAAAGAGAAUGUAAUCACCGUGCACGGUAAAACAAAAUGUUCUUCUUGCCAAUACCAGCUGGGUAAUCCUUUAUUGAUGACAUUCGCAUCCUCUUUUGUCUUCAGGGCGUGGCCAAGCGAUGGUAAUCUCGGACUUGAACCUCUUCUACCACAUGGGCUGCUUUGUUUGUGGUCGUUGUAAGGUCCCGUUGAAUGACGACCGAGCUCAGGGAGACCUGGCCGUCCGGGUCUUCGAUGAUCAACUCAGAUGCCGUUUCUGUUUUGAUCGUUCCGAAGCCGGCUUCAAGUCGAGCCGGAUAUAA
Molecule: messenger RNA, 1926 nt
Organism: Bursaphelenchus xylophilus (pine wood nematode)
Lineage: Eukaryota; Metazoa; Nematoda; Chromadorea; Rhabditida; Aphelenchoididae
Source: the annotation of a GenBank genome assembly